This is a messenger RNA of Talaromyces proteolyticus, 1236 nucleotides long. RefSeq names its product N-glycosyl-transferase. The record is from RefSeq and is a predicted model, not a curated record. Gene Ontology annotation, biological process: protein N-linked glycosylation; cell wall mannoprotein biosynthetic process. Gene Ontology annotation, molecular function: alpha-1,6-mannosyltransferase activity. Gene Ontology annotation, cellular component: mannan polymerase complex. The transcript is spliced from 5 exons. Bases 1 to 1236 code for a protein of 411 amino acids. Lineage: Eukaryota; Fungi; Ascomycota; Eurotiomycetes; Eurotiales; Trichocomaceae.
AUGCUUCUUCCGAAGGGAGGUGUCACAUGGAAGUCUACCCGCGCUAGGUUCCCUCCAUGGCGGGCCAUCCUCGUGUUGUUGACCAGGACACGCUUCCUAAUCUCAGUCGCCGUGACGGGCCUGGUGGUUCUCCUAUGGCGCGGCAUCAGCAGUUCGGCCGCAGAGAUGCAAAGUUUCUACUGCUACGGACCGUCUACUUCACCGAUGAAAAUGACUAUUAAUGAAAUGAAUGAUUGGAAUGCGCACUUGCAGACCCCAGUGAACUUCAAUCGCCAUGAGGCCUUUGAUGUGAACUCUCCCUCAAUCUCUUCCGUCAAUCUCAACCCGAUCAAGUCGACUCCCAAGGCUGCCAGCAAUGGAGAACGUGUCUUGAUUCUCACCCCGCUGCGUGACGCCGCGCCAUACCUUCAAAAGUACUUUGACCUAUUAUCCGAAUUGACAUAUCCCCACGACCUCAUUGACCUGGCUUUCCUGGUCGGCGACUCGACUGAUGAUACAUUGGCUCUCCUGAGCUUGGAGCUCCAACGGAUCCAGGAUCAGGUGGACGAGAAAAUCGCCUUCCGCAGUGCUCUCAUUGUGCAGAAGGAUUUCGGAUCGGAUAUUGAGAUGGAUAUCAAGGAAAAGCAUUCGUUCGAGGCCCAGGGCCCCCGCCGCAAAUCCAUUGCGCGAGCUCGGAACUUUUUGCUCUACUCUGCUUUAAAACCGGAUCACUCGUGGGUGUACUGGAGAGAUGUGGACAUUGUCGACAGCCCGAAGAAGAUAUUGGAGGAUUUUAUGGCGCACGAUAAGGACAUUCUCGUACCUAAUAUCUGGUUCCAUCGCUAUGAAAAUGGCAUUGAUAUUGAGGGCAAAUUUGAUUACAACUCUUGGAUCGAGUCAGACAAAGGCCGCCGGUUGGCUGAUUCUCUCCCUAAAGAUACGGUCCUUGCCGAAGGUUACAAACAGUACGAUACCGGCCGGACAUACUUGGUGAAGCUCGGUGACUGGCGGAAAAACAAAGACGAGGAGGUGAACCUGGAUGGAAUUGGCGGUGUGAAUAUUCUGGUCAAGGCCGACGUUCACCGAGCCGGUAUUAACUUUCCUUCUUAUGCCUUUGAAAACCAAGCCGAGACCGAAGGGUUUGCUAAAAUGGCCAAACGAGCUGGCUAUGAGGUGGUUGGUCUCCCCAAUUACGUUGUGUGGCAUAUAGAUACGAACGAGAAACCCGGUAAUCUCGGCGGCCGCAGAGCAUACUGA